UUUAUAGAUGGCGGUACUAGUCACAGAUUGUACAUACACAAUUGUAUAUAUUUUCAAGAUCUCAAAAUGAUUCUAGAUUCUUUUAUCCAAAAGAUAGUAUUCAUACUCUAAUUCUUUUAGAUAAGCGCUAUUCGAUUUAAUAGUUUGAUUAACGGCACGUUAGAGUGAACUUUAUUGAAGCGUCCUAACUUUGAAAUUUGAAACUAACCUGAUACGCAGUGGUUUAACCUGCUGAUUCAAGCAAAUAAAUCACAUGUUACUUUUACUUAGUAAUUUUAAUAUUUAAUCCAUUUUGUAUGUGAUAAGGAUCAGUGCAAUUAAUGAAACUGAAGGUCGGUAAAAAUACUUUGAUUUCAUAUUUGAUCAAAAUUAUACAGCUGCAUCAUGUUGGAGCAUGUGAACAAAGAAUUGGUGCCUAUGAAGGCACAUUAUUUUCUUUAUAAUGCAGCUACUGGACCUAUUGUACCUUUUCUACCAACAAUUGCAAAACAAUUGGGAUUCUCUAGUAGCCUUGUGGGCACUAUUUAUACUAUUUUGCCUAUCUCAGGAUUAAUAGCCAAACCACUGUUUGGUGGUUUGGCUGAUAAAUUUAGACUGCACAAAACAAUAUUCCUUAUAUUUCAAGUCAUUCUUGCUAUAGGGUUUUUCACAAUCAAUUUUAUUCCUGAAAUUGAAAGCAGUGCAGAAGUAACCUUUACUUGCGACAGGGGUAUUUCAUUUAUAGAAGUUUGCUCCACAAAAGGAUUUUCACCCAAAAUAACUUACGAUGCAUUAAAUUCCAUAACACUGUACUCCAAUUGUCAGCUGUCCUGUAAUAUAACCAAUAACACAUACAAUGAAUCGUGUUCUAAGCCUAAUGCAACACAAUUUUGUCAAUUAAUUCGCACGAAUGUCAUAGAAGGAACAACAUUUAACUUUACUGUAGGGUUUAAUAUGUAUCAGAACUUACCAACAGGCAAUUGUGUAAACGUACGCGUAUUGAACAUGACAUUCUCUGAGAGUGUUGUACACGCACCUGCCUGUAGUUUUAACUUGAGAACCUCAUGCAUGGCAAGCUGCCGUAAUAACCCCAUCAUGAACCAUUUACUCGAGGAAGUAAGGAAUGGUCGCAAUGUAUCACAAACCUCUACAUAUCAAUUUCAUUUAUUCUUAUGGGCAGCUAUUGUAAGCUGGGUUGGCAUGGCUGUUGUUGUUAGUAUAGCAGAUGCUAUCUGCUGUGCUCUGUUAGAUUUUCGAAUUUUAGGGGAUGAAAACAGAAAGGAUUAUGGCAAACAGAAAAUGUGGGGCAGUAUAGGCUUUGGAAUUUUUGGAAUAAGUGCUGGCUACCUCAUAGAUGUUUUCAGUCGUGGUCAAUCACAAAAAGAUUAUACCUGCAUAUUUUACAUCAUGCUUAUUGCCAUGAUUCUUGACAUUAUAGUAUCAUUUACUAUAAAGAAGAAAAAUAUUGAGUACUCUAAAGGAGACCCAUCCGUUUUGUGGGAAUUAUUGUCUGUCGGAAAGGAAGGUAGAGUACUAGUGUUUGGCUGGUGGUGCAUCGGGGCAGGAAUGUGCACUGGUGUAGUUUGGAACUUUUUAUUCUGGUACACUGAAGACAUAGCGACACAUUCUGAAGCAGCUUGGAUAAAAACUGUUCAAGGAUUGCUUACAGGUGUUCAAUGUUUCCUGGGAGAGUUGCCUUUUAAUUUUAUCUCGGGUGCCGUCCUACGUAAACUCGGCCACGUCAAUGUCAUGAGCUUUGUACUUCUUAUCUACGCUGCUAGAUUUAUGGCCUACAGCAUGGUUAGGAAUCUGUGGGUAUUUCUACCAUUAGAAAUAUUGCAUGGUCCCACGUUGGGACUGUGCUGGCCCACAAUGGUUUCCUACGCAGACAAAGUCGCGCCUUCUGGCAUGAGAGCUACUAUGCAGGGUUUCGUAGGUGCUGUCUUUGAAGGUGUAGGUGUAUCAGCAGGCAGUUUGUUGUGCGGGUGGCUAAUGAAUGUUUAUGGCGGUGUCGUAACAUUCCGAAUCUUCUCAAUAGGAGCACUCAUUUGGCUAGCAAUUUACUGGAUAUUACAGCUACUAUUACAAAAAGCUAAAGCGAGUCCUAUUCAUCAAGGCCAUAAUCAUUUAGCCAGUUAUGCAACACCUGAUGAUGCGAUCCUCUUGACAAUGAACCAGGAACUGCAGACCUACUAACAGGAAGACAGUGAUUAAUAAAUGAAAGUGCGAAGCAUGUAAGGUGUUUGCCCAAGUCAUGGCAGGACAAAACUGCUGGAACAGCUUGAAAGGGAUGGAUGGGUCUUAUAAUUUUAUCUUAUCCGUCACAUUAUCUUAAUUGCUAUAUUACAGCAUUAACCGACUACUAAGUCGUCUGAUAAUUUACCCUAUGCGCUCAACACAUUACUUUAUGACAUGACAAAGUCGUACUAUUCCAACUGGACGCAUUUUUUGACAUAACUGUGGAAACUGUGGAAGUGUCUUAUUUAAUGUAGCUGAUUAGAUGUCACACAAUGUAACAUGCAUAUAGAAGAAUUUAUACGUUCAGUAUUAGAAAAUGGCACUAUUAUUAUAUGUAAUAUGUAUGACAACACGUAUUAAUAUAUUUCAUCAUAUUUUGCUACCAUAAACAUGACAAAAAGAACGUACGUCUCUCCUGUAUCAAGAGAUAGCAUUAGGGAUUACAGGAAAUAAAGUGAUUUGAGAGA
Messenger RNA from Cephus cinctus (wheat stem sawfly), 2684 nucleotides. It is a transcript of the gene Sugb, whose product is annotated as major facilitator superfamily domain-containing protein 6-B. Gene Ontology annotation, cellular component: membrane. Lineage: Eukaryota; Metazoa; Arthropoda; Insecta; Hymenoptera; Cephidae. The record is from RefSeq and is a predicted model, not a curated record. The coding region runs from base 385 to 2175 and encodes 596 amino acids. The transcript has 9 exons.